AUGUCCCGCUUCAGCAAUCUCAAAGCCACUGCCUCAGACGCGGCGUCUCACCUGCUAGAAACAUUCUCCAGUAAAUCCAUCAUUCGUCGUCAAAUUUUCGAUGCAAACCAACUCCAAAAACUAGCUCUCACGCUCAAUCGCCCCACACUCAACGGCCAAGACGUAUCUGAAGAACCGCCAAUUCAAGGAACACCCAUACCACCAGGUUAUCAUCUUGUAUACUUCACACCAAAUGGAACAGAAAAAGAACUUGGACCUGAUGGAAGUGAUACUACGUUUAAUGCCUCGAAGCCAUUUACACGGAGGAUGUGGGCUGGAGGUAAGAUGGCAUGGGCUAGUGAUGUGUCGCUUCGGGUAGGUGAUCAGGUUGAAGAGAGGACGAGGUUGCUGAGCGCGGCGCCGAAGAAGAGUCGAUCUGCGGGGGAGAUGGUUCUUGUGGAGGUUGAGAAGGAGUUUUGGGGGCCGAAAGGUUUGGCAUUGACGGAUCGGAGGUCCUGGGUGUUUAGACCUGAGAUUGAUCCUAAUGCUGUGAGAGAGCCAAGACUGCUUGAUGAUGGUGUUCGUGGGCCGUCAUCGAUUAGGGACCUGGAUACUAAGAGUGAAGAACUAGGUGUUCCCAUAAGAGAACUCCGCUGGUCGCCAGUCGGCCUCUUCAGAUUCUCAGCUCUGACGUUCAACGGACACAUGAUACACUACAACCAAGACUGGACUCGCAACGUCGAAGGUCAUCCCGCUGGAGUUGUUCAUGGCCCUCUCAACCUCAUCAAUCUGCUAGACUACUGGCGGGACAUUCAUGGGAAUGGCGGAAGCCCAAGAGGAAUCACAUACAGAGCUAUGUCACCUCUCUAUGCUGGUCAGACGUAUAACAUACGGACCUCGGCUAUACAGGAGGCUGAAGGCGGAAAGACUUGGGGUAUUCUUGUUGAGAAGGAUGGGACGGUUUGUAUGAAGAGCGAGAUUACGGCGUAG
Fusarium redolens is the source of this 969-nucleotide messenger RNA. RefSeq lists its product as uncharacterized. The transcript has 2 exons. NCBI's taxonomy places the organism in Eukaryota, Fungi, Ascomycota, Sordariomycetes, Hypocreales, Nectriaceae. Gene Ontology annotation, cellular component: mitochondrion. The record is from RefSeq and is a predicted model, not a curated record. The coding region runs from base 1 to 969 and encodes 322 amino acids. Gene Ontology annotation, molecular function: (3R)-hydroxyacyl-[acyl-carrier-protein] dehydratase activity.